AUGAGCGGGCAGUAGCUUUUCAAGAGGCGGGGGUGUCAAUUUAGCCUCUUUGGAACCAAAACAAGCCACCGGAGCUUCUAAGAGAGUCGCACACCGCCAAUGUCUCUGUUGUAGGAUGGAUCCAGACAGUGGGGCAGAAACACAAAAAGCUGUCAGUUUGCAGUGGAAAAGCUACAAGCUCGUUCAGGACCCAGCUAUCCGGCGAGUCACACAGAAAAUCUACAGAUACGAUGGAGUGCAUUUCAGCGUGCCAGACUCUGGAUUCCCCCCCGUGGGUGACCUGCGGGACCCCAGACCUCGGAGACUGUGGUCCAGGUACACAGAGAUGUCCCUGCCGGUGCCCAAGUUUAAGCUUGAUGAGUUCUACGUGGGUCCGAUACCGCUCAAAGAGGUGACCUUCGCCCGACUCAAUGACAACAUCAAGGAGCCCUUCCUGGCAGAAAUGUGCGCCAAGUUCGGCGAGGUGGAGGAGAUGGAGAUCCUGUUUCAUCCCAAGACCAGGAAGCACCUGGGUCUGGCCAGAGUGCUGUUCACCAGCACCAGAGGAGCCAAGGACACCGUCAAGCAGCUGCACAACACCUCCGUCAUGGGGAACAUCAUUCAUGCUCAGCUGGACAUCAAAGGCCAACAGAGGCAGAAGUAUUACGACCUGAUCGUGAACGGGUCCUACACUCCUCAGACGGUGCCUCUGGGAGGGAAGGCGUUAACGGACAGGCUGCAGCCUCAGGCCCCGGCGCCGGCACAGCCGCAGCCCGACACGUCCGCAGAAAUCAGGCGGAGGCUUUCCAGUGAGCUGGCGGUUUUGGCGGCUGGGGUCCAGGCGCUCACAUCUGGGAACAUCACCCCCUGCUCUGCGGACGCCGGCUUUGCCGACCAGCGUCUGGACACGCCGCCGCCGUCCUCCAUCGCGGGCCCCUUCACACCGGGCUCCUCCGCUUCGUCGCAGGGCGGCGGAGGAACGCCGUACAGCUCCAGGUCCGGGACUCCCUUCUCACAGGACUCGGGCUACACCGGCAGCAGACAUGCUGGCUACAGUGCUGGGAACCUGGGGAGCGGCUACCCCCCGCAGGACAUGCUGCCUUCCUCGUCUUCGUCUUCUGCCGUCUCGUCCACCGUCGGAGGGUUUAAAAUGUCCCGCUACUCUGACGAUGCGCAGGACCCCACGGUGUACCACCGCGGUCGCCCCAUGUACCCCCCAACCCCCCCGUUCCGUCCCAACGAGCCGCCGUGCUACCCGCCCUACCCCAGCGGCGGGGGGCCGGGGCCGCACGCGGCGCACCACUCCUCGAUGCCGCCGCCCCCCCUGGGCGGCCAGUACGAGCCGCCGCCCGCCCCCGAGCGGGAGCGCGACAGGGACUCGGGGGGCCGGUACGGCCCCGGGGGCAUCGCGUCCCGGAGGUCGUCGUACCAUCACCAGCAGGACACGAACUCUUCCUCCAAGUACCAUUCCCACCACUCCCACCACCACUCGGACCGCCGGGACGAGCGGGGCUACCGGCGCGACAGCGUGGGCUCCCGCUCCGGGGAGCACGGCCACCAGAGACACCGCAACCACCACCACUCUCACAACCACCACGGCGGCGGCGGCGGCCGCAGGAGGAGCAGCCACGACCGGGACCGCGAUCGAGACCGCGACCGCGACGGCGACUUCUCCAACAGCUCCGACCCCCGGUACAAUUCCAACUCGUACCGCUCGUCCUCCAACAGCAUGUCCCCGCCCCCGUCCUCCUACUCCGCCUACUCCUCCUCCAAAGAGCCGGCCCCGGCGCCUCCUCAGGGAUUGGACGGCUCCGCUCGUCUCGGCGGCUCCGGCCUCGCCGAGAGAAGCUCGGCGCCCGCGGCCGGCGCCGACAAGGACUACGGCCACCACGGCGCUCUGCCCCCGCCUCCCCCUCCGCCGCCGCCGCCGCUCCCGCCCGCCUCCGUCAUCGCGGCGGCCGUCGCCGAAACCCUCGGAACACUGGACUUCAACCAGGACAGUCCCGCUCGUGACGAGCAGUGGACGAAGCCCAAACGCCGUCCCAGCACGCCGCCGCCGCCCCCCAAGACGCCGCCGCCCUCAUCCCCGCCUCAUCCCUCCGUCGCCUCCUCCUCCAACUCCCCCUCCUCGGUCUCGCUCCCCCACCACCUCCCCUCCUCCUCCAGCCCCCCGCCACCCCCGCAGCGGGACUCCGCCUCCCCGGAGCCGGAUUCCACCAAUGAGAGCUUGCCGUUCGUCUACCACAGCAGCAGCCUGGACUCCCGCAUCGAGAUGCUCCUCAAGGAGCAGAAGGCCAAGUUCUCUUUCCUCGCGUCAGACGAGGAGGACGAGGAGGACAAGAAAGAGGAGAAGCAGAGAGGCCGGAGUGGAGACGGGGCGGAGCGGAAGGGCGGGGCGGGCGACCCCACGGCGGGGAACGAGCCGGGGGGGGACAAGGGGGAGAAGGAGCAUCGCAGGAAAGGGGAGAGGGACAGAGACGCUCACAGAGGACGCAAACGGGGGAAAGGUGGGGAGUGCCGGAAGAGCCCCAGCGUGCUCACGGCGGCCACGCCCCCCUCCUCCACCUACUCCCCCCACGCCCCGCCUCCGGAGGAGCCGCAGCCCCAGGCGGGCCUGCCGGGGGCCGCAGCGCUGCAGGAGGAGGCGUCUCAGCCCGCCGCCGCCGCCGACUCCCGGAGCCGCACCGGAGCGCACACGCCACCGUACAACGGCCAGAGUGAGGCUUCUCCUCGUUCCUCAGGCGAAGACAUGGAGAUCUCCGACGAGGAGGAAGAGGAGACGCCCGCCAUCACCACGGUGACCGCCAGCCAGUCGGCCGCCUCCGGGUCCUCGCCGUCCUCCUCCCAGGCCGCCCUGCCCUCGCAGUCCACCGACCCGUCGUCGUCGCCCCCGCCCCUCUCUGACUCUGCACAGCACUUUGGCACCUCCAUGCACCCCCCCAUCCCCUCCUACCCCCCUCACUUACCGCCCCCUCCCCCGCCCGGGUAUUCCCUCCAGCCCCCGCCUCCCCCGGGGAUCCCCCCCCUCCCCCACAUGGAGCUGCACCCCGAGUACCCCCCUCCCAUGCCCCACCACAUGUACGACUACGCCAGCUCCAUGGAGCUGAUGAGCCAGUACAGCGGCGGGACGCCCAUGUCCUUCCAGAUGCAGACCCACAUGCUGAGCCGGCUGCACCAGCUGCGCGUGUCGUCGUCCAACGGCACGCCCAGCCCGGGCGAGGCCGCCACGGCCGACUACGCCUCCUACCACCUCCACUCCAUGCAGCCGCACCACGCACACCACCCCUACAUGGACCAAGAGGGCAGCGGGACGGGCGCCCACUACGACCAGGACCACCGCUACAUGCCCCCCCACAUGCCCUACCCGUACGCCGACCCCCACGGCACGCAGAUCGCGCCCCCGCCGCACCACGGCCUCCCGCCGCCCCACACGGGCUGGCCGCCGCACGUCCUGCCGCCGCACUACGCCUCCUACAUGCCGCCGCCCGGCUACAGCACCAUGCUGCCGGCGGACGGCGAGGAGUACCGGGCGCCGGGGCAGGAGGUGCCCAUGCUGCCCGAGAACCCGCACGAGGCCACGGUGCAGAUGGUCCUCGCCACGCUCAUCCAGGAAAUGAAGAACAUCAUGCAGAGGGACCUGAACCGCAAGAUGGUGGAGAACGUCGCCUUCGCCACGUUCGACGAAUGGUGGGACAGGAAAGAGACCAAGGCCAAGCCGUUCCAGACGAUGGUGCGAGGCGUGUCCGCGCUCCGGGACGACGAGAAGAAGGAGGAGAAGGUGAACCGUCCGCGGGAGCCGCUCAUGUCUCUGGUGGACUGGGCCAAGAGCGGCGGCAUGGAGGGGUUCUCCCUCCGCGGAGCGCUGCGGCUGCCCUCCUUCAAGGUCAAAAGGAAAGAACCUCAGGAGCUUGAGGAGGGAGACAUGAAGCGUCCUCGGCCCUCCACCCCACCGGAUGAAGACGACGAAGCCGCCGACGGGAGAUUACCGGAGGCGGACCGGCGCGGCGCUGAAAGGGACAACAAGAGGAGGAAAAAGAAGCCCAGGAGUCGAAAGCCCUGGGAGCUGGACAGUGAGGGAGAGGAGACGUCAGACGGCUCCUCUUCUGAGAAGGAUCAGGAAGAGGAAAGUGAGAAGGAGUCUGAUGACGAUGCUCUCAGCGCUGACAGCGACGAUGAGAGCCUCUCCUCUUCCUCCGACGGCUCUUCCUCCUCAGCGUCCUCGUCUUCCUCCUCGUCUGAGGACGAGGAUGAGGAGGAAGGGGAGCGGGCCGACAGCGACGGGCCGGACUCCAUGGACGAGUCCACCAUGGACAGCACAACGGAGAAAGAGGACGACAGGGACAACAACGCAGCCGAAGCACCAAAGGCAGACGUCAAAACAGGCGACUCCAAGGACAACAAGGCAGAAGCGGCGAUGGCGCCCUCCAAACACCCUCCGUCGCCGCCGUACCCCCGGCCUCCGUCGCCCGUCGUCCUUGUGCCUCCUCUCAAGAAGCGCAGGAAGACGGUGUCCUUCUCCACGGAGGACAACGACCACAGAGCUGCUCUUCCUCCGCUGUCCCCGUCUCCGUCACAAGUGGCGGCGGAACCUCCCGCUCUUUCCAGCAAGCUCCCCGACUCCGCCGCCGCCCCGCCCCCUCCGGCUCGGCCCAGUCAGGGCAUCCAGCUGCUCCCCUUCGCCUCCAAACCGGGCGCGGGCAACGCCCUCAUUUUACCUCCGUCGGGGCGAAGCCCGGACGCCGAGGAGUCCAAGAAAGUCGCGCCGGUUCCGGCCCACGCCACUCCCGUCAAACCCGGCGCCAAGCGGGCGGCGGGUAAAGACUCGCCCAAAGCCGCCGCCCCUCCCGUCAUGGUGUGCCGCACCGUGCAGAACCUGCCGCUGGACCACGCCUCCAUGUGCCGCAUGGCGUUCGAGGAGGCCCCGCCCCCGCCGCCCGCCGGCAAGCGGUCCAGAGGCCGCCCCCGGACGCCCAGCCUCUCGGCGCCGUCCUGCCACGCCCUCAAGGAGGAGGACGAGGAUGAGGAGGAGCGCGAGCAGCGGCUGAGGCUGCGGGAGCAGCUGGGGGCGUCCAGCCUGCUGCAGCUGGCCUCCGCCUCCACCGCCGACCUGUCCGUGCUCGCCGACGUGGCGCUGAAGAUGGACCCCGAGGCGGCGGACUCGGAGGAGACGGAGACGUCGGACGAGGCGGAGGAGCAGAAGAUGGAGGAGGACCGCUUCUCGCCGGAGGCGCUGUCCCUGACCGUCAGUCCGGGCGGGGUCGUCGUCCUGAUGGAGCACAACUACUGCAGACCUCCGCCUCUGCCCGCGCCGCCCGCCGCCAGAAGGACUUCCUCCAGGCAGGACUCCUCCGUCCUGCUGCCGGCCGACCUCAACUCCAUCUCCGGGGUGCUGGAAGCCCCGGAGGAGGUCAUCGGGGAGGCGCAGCCCCCCAGGGCCGACGCCGGCGAGUUCCUGUCUGCCGUGGGCGUGCUGUGUGACUCCGAGGCCGCCGGCCAGGUCCCGGCGGGAACCCCGUCACCAAAGAAGAAGAGCGUGACCCCCAAGGGCCUGGAGCCGGAGCAGGACAAGAGCAAGAAGAGGAGGAGGAAAGACAAGGAGAACCUGGAGGUUCAUCACAGCAAGAAGCAGAAGGAGCAGCCGCCGCCGCCGCCGCCAACGCCGGGGAAGAAGCAGAAGAAGAGGAAGCUGGAGGACUCGGAGGAGGAUGUGGACGUGGAGGAGCUGGAGUCGGGCGAGCUGUCCAGCUCGGACACGGAGGACGAGGCGGCGGCGGCGGCGGCGGUGGAGGAGGUGAGGAAGAGCGAGCGCCUCUUCCUGCAGGAGGCCGGCGUCACCGCGUCCCAGCGCUGGUCCAAGCCGGCGCCGGCGCCCGAGCUCCUGCCCACCAAGUUCGACAACCGCAGCGAGUUCGAGCAGAUGACCAUCCUGUACGACAUCUGGAACUCGGGCCUGGACGGCGAGGACCUGAUGCUGCUGAAGAGGACGUACGAGAAGCUGCUGCAGGACGACCACAGCUCGGAGUGGCUCAACGACACGCACUGGGUCAACCACACCAUAACCAAUUUGCCAAACCCCCGCCGCAAGAAGAAGAACGUGGACGCGCAGCUCCGCGAGCACGUGACCGGCUGCGCCCGCAGCGAAGGGUACUACGCCAUCAGCCGCAAGGAGAAGGACGUCUACCUGGACCUGGACCUGCCGGAGCAGGUCAUCCGGGAGGUGGAGAACGUGGACACCUCGGGGGUGAACCGGGUGCUGUCGGAGAGGCGCUCGGAGCAGCGCCGCCUCCUCACCGUCAUCGGCACCACGGCCGUCAUGGACUCCGACCUGCUCAAACUCAACCAGCUCAAGUUCCGUAAGAAGAAGCUCCGCUUCGGCCGCAGCAGGAUCCACGAGUGGGGCCUGUUCGCCAUGGAGCCCAUCGCCGCCGACGAGAUGGUCAUCGAGUACGUGGGCCAGAACAUCCGGCAGAUGGUGGCCGACAACCGGGAGAAGCGCUACACCCAGCAGGGCAUCGGCAGCAGCUACCUGUUCAGGGUCGACCACGACACCAUCAUCGACGCCACCAAGUGUGGGAACCUGGCGCGGUUCAUCAACCACUGCUGCACUCCAAACUGUUACGCCAAGGUGAUCACCAUCGAGUCCCAGAAGAAGAUCGUCAUCUACUCCAAGCAGGCCAUCGCCGUCAACGAGGAGAUCACCUACGACUACAAGUUCCCUCUGGAGGAGAACAAGAUCCCCUGCCUGUGCGGGACGGAGAACUGCCGAGGGACGCUCAACUAGCGGCCGCCAACAGCCCCGCCCCCUCCCCCUCCCCCCACGGAGUCUUCACGCCCGGCCUCACCGCGCCGGGCGGACACAGACGCACACACUUGCACUUUUCACGCACACUGUUCAUUCUCGCCUCGGGUCCACGAGCCGGGGCGCGACGGGCUCGUGUCGAUCCGGCGGAUAUUUCAGGAGGCCCCGGUUCUGGGAUUAGGUUCAGUCGCCCCCCCCCCCCCCCCCCCCCCCCCCCCCAAAGGUUUACUUCUGUCCUCAAGCCAACGUCCGCUGGGGUGGAAGGAGCUUCACACACCAAACGCCAGUUCAGGGUUUUAAACGCUCGCUCUCUCGCUCUCUCACUCCGGGCGCCUUUUAACGCACGUCGGCCGACUCGCUCUCGGUCCGGCAGGAUCUCCAGGUGUGAAGGUUGUUUUGUUUUUGGAGCUUUCUCUUUCGUUUUGCUCCUUUCAUUUCAUUUCGUAGCGAUAUUAGGUGAUCUUACUGUUGCUGUUCAUUCAUGCCGUCGUUACUGAUUUUCCUUCAGCUGUGAGUAUCUGACAGUCAGAUGAGCUUCAGUGUUUCCUCGCUGGCUUCGUGACUCACCGGCACUGUGCACCUGUUCGAUUCCCACACACACACACACACCCACACCUGCGAGCCCUCCGUUCCAGAUGAGUUCAGUCUUUUCGCGCCUCACGUGUCCGUUUAGUUUUUCUCGUCGGUGUUUCUGCGAUUAGUUUUUUUUUUUUUUUUUUCCAAAGCUUCUCCGUUGUAUUUUUUUUAACGUUGUGACUUUCAGAAGAUCCUGGCGUUGCAUUGUGGGGGAUGAGUGCUGUCGUGGCGCUCUCCUGCCGUCGUCCUCGCUCCCGUUCAGUGUUCUGUUCUCGUUUGUUCUCGGCAGGAAACGGAGUCGUUCUUCACAGCAGGGCAGGACGCAGAAAAAAAGUCACAAUAAAGUGGAGUGGAUUAAUUCAAACCCCACUGGACCAAAAUAUCAAUUCUUCCUUCAAAAGAACAUUUCAUCGUUGGCACAUUUUAAUUCUUCAGCGUUGAAACCGGAGACUCGGUUCAUAAGAAGACACUCGUUCUCGUGUAUUUCCUUCGUUAAAGGUGCAUUUUGUUAAAUUCUACUGAAGUUAACCGGCGGACCAGCCGGAGCGUGCCACUAGGAAAACCACUUCAGACCACACGACGGUGUUGGUUCAUCUUUCUUAUAAUUUAAGCGUAAAAAUAUUGCAGAUAUUUUAGGUUUAUUGGACUUGAACUGAAACAUUUCAUCCAGUUUUUAAGUUUCUAUCUUCAUAUUUUAGCUCAUAAGAAUUAAAACUAGUUCAAGUAUUUUCUCGCUUUGCAUUUUUUGUUUCCCACCGAAGGCCUUCAUGUUAGUAUGAAAGCAGAAAAACUUUUGAAAUACCUUGUACUGCUCAGAAACGCAAAUAUUUCAGGCCUUCUUUCUUUCUUUUCUUUUUUUUUUUUUAAAGCGGCGUUUGACCUGAACCUUCAGAUUUUUUUUUUUUGAACGCACAAAUUUGGAUUUCCUGUUUUCCCGCCAUAUUAGUGUUUAUCUCGAGGAACCAGGUCUCCUGCAGGUGCUCCGCCUUCCUGCUGCACAUCAGUGGAAACAGGUUCCGCCUCGCCGCCGUCGGUACUCGCCGUCCUCCUCGCUACUCACUUCCUCCCUCCUUCCCCGUUUUGGUUUUUUUUUUUUAAUUCUCCCGCAGUGUGGCUCCGGCCGUCCAGAAAGUUCCAUGAACUUUUAAAAGUAGUUUUAUUUCUCCUUCCCAAACAGGAAACCGUGUAAAAUAUUUCUUGUCGCGACUUUAAAACAAAAACAAAAAAAGCCUUUCAGUGCGAAGCGGCCCACCCCGUCUCCAGGACAGAACGAUGAAAGGAAAAAAAAAAAAGAAGAAAAAAACAAACGAACAUGUAAAUAUUGUAGAGGUGUUUGUUUCUCGUAGAAACACACUGA
Molecule: messenger RNA, 8711 nt
Organism: Salarias fasciatus (jewelled blenny)
Lineage: Eukaryota; Metazoa; Chordata; Actinopteri; Blenniiformes; Blenniidae
Gene: setd1a
Product: SET domain containing 1A, histone lysine methyltransferase
Exons: 21
Coding region: 116-6760 (2214 amino acids)
Cellular component (GO): Set1C/COMPASS complex
Molecular function (GO): protein binding; RNA binding; histone H3K4 methyltransferase activity
Source: RefSeq, a predicted model, not a curated record